GAAAGAAAAUGAUUUUAAGAAGACACGGCGGCGUGGCGUGAUCGUUUUUAUCUAGUUCAUUCAAUUUUGUCGCGCUGUAGUGUCGAACCGUAUAGGUUUUGACUGCGGCGGAUGCCUCGUCACCUCGAAUAAAUAGUCAACGUUACCGCGCGGCGUGGUCAUUACAGAUUAUACUAUCAAAGAGGCAGUACGCCUCGCCACCCCUUCGAAAUAUUGACGUUUUGUCAUUUGUGAUAUAACGAUACACUUCGUAUCACGAUAAUUUUUAGGUUAAAUCAUCUACCUGUGAUCAGUGUAACUUUCUGAGUAAAAGCAAUUUGCUGAGUGCCUGCCUGUUUCAGUGAAAGACUUUUGGACUAGUUUACAUACAAAUAUGGAGUCAAAAAUGUCUUACAACCUGGACGUUAUGCCGAAUUAUUCGUACGUUUUCGAAUUUGAAAACGAAUUUCAACAUAAUAAGUAUAGGGAGUGGAUGACCGAAAACUGGACUGUGGCAUUUUAUUAUGUGGGAGCUUAUAUGGCUUUUAUUUACGGGGGUCAAUACUACAUGCAGAAUCGCCCCAGGUUCGAGCUCCGGCGGACGCUGAUGGUGUGGAACAGUGCCCUGGCUGCUUUCAGCAUCAUGGGCGCGUGCCGCACGAUACCGGAGUUCUACCACGUGCUGCGCAACCACGGCCUUUAUCAUUCCAUUUGUGUGCCAAGGUAAGUCCAGG
This is a messenger RNA of Ostrinia furnacalis (Asian corn borer), 713 nucleotides long. RefSeq names its product elongation of very long chain fatty acids protein baldspot (gene Baldspot). The transcript has 2 exons. Bases 374 to 706 code for a protein of 110 amino acids. Gene Ontology annotation, molecular function: fatty acid elongase activity. The record is from RefSeq and is a predicted model, not a curated record. Gene Ontology annotation, cellular component: endoplasmic reticulum membrane. Gene Ontology annotation, biological process: fatty acid elongation, polyunsaturated fatty acid; fatty acid elongation, monounsaturated fatty acid; sphingolipid biosynthetic process. Lineage: Eukaryota; Metazoa; Arthropoda; Insecta; Lepidoptera; Crambidae.